GGGGAGCGUGUGUGUGAGUGCGAGGAGCAUGAGUAUGUGUGUGAGUGUGCGCUCGCUUCCCUUUCCCUCAUUCGUCUCCUGCGCGUCUCUCCCUGCACCCUCCCCCUGCCUCAAUUAUAUUAUUUCCCCCAGACUUGGAAGCUGCUCCCUGAGCUGACGCUUUGAUGGUAUCUGCAAGCGUUUGUGCUGAUCUUAUUUCUGCCCCCUGAAUAUUAAUUCCCGAAGCUGGUAGCAAUACAGCUGCCUGGUGACCGGACCUACUAGAGGCAGGUGGGGGGAGCCACCAUCAGAUCAUAGCGUAAUAAUAAUACAAAGGGGAGGGAUUGAUUCUUCUGCAACCUAGAGGCUAGAGGCAAGCGAGAGAGGGGGGAAAAAAGAGCCAUGAGUUCGACAAAUACAUGGAGUACAGGAAGCUCGGUCUACUCGACUCCUGUAUUUUCACAGAAAAUGACGGUGUGGAUUCUGCUCCUGCUCUCUCUCUACCCGGGCCGCACUAGCCAAAAAUCUGAUGAUGACUAUGAAGAUUACGCUUCUAAUAAAACUUGGGUCUUGACUCCAAAAGUUCCGGAGGGUGAUGUCACUGUCAUCUUAAACAAUCUUCUGGAAGGAUAUGACAAUAAACUGCGACCUGAUAUAGGAGUGAAACCAACGUUAAUCCACACAGACAUGUAUGUGAAUAGCAUUGGUCCAGUGAACGCUAUCAACAUGGAAUAUACAAUUGAUAUAUUUUUUGCCCAAACAUGGUAUGACCGACGUCUGAAAUUUAACAGCACCAUUAAAGUCCUCCGAUUGAACAGCAACAUGGUGGGGAAAAUCUGGAUUCCAGACACUUUCUUCAGAAACUCCAAAAAGGCCGACGCACACUGGAUAACCACCCCCAAUAGGAUGCUGAGGAUUUGGAAUGAUGGUCGAGUGCUCUACACCUUAAGGUUGACGAUUGAUGCUGAGUGCCAAUUACAGUUGCAUAAUUUUCCAAUGGAUGAACACUCCUGCCCCUUGGAAUUCUCCAGUUAUGGCUAUCCCCGUGAAGAAAUUGUCUAUCAGUGGAAGCGCAGUUCCGUUGAAGUGGGCGACACAAGGUCUUGGAGGCUCUAUCAGUUUUCCUUUGUUGGACUGAGAAACACCACUGAAGUGGUGAAGACGACUUCUGGAGAUUACGUGGUCAUGACCGUCUAUUUUGACCUGAGCAGAAGAAUGGGAUACUUCACCAUCCAGACCUACAUCCCCUGCACACUCAUCGUCGUCCUCUCCUGGGUGUCUUUCUGGAUCAAUAAGGAUGCUGUUCCAGCCAGAACUUCUUUAGGUAUCACCACCGUCCUCACCAUGACUACCCUCAGCACCAUUGCCCGCAAGUCGCUUCCCAAGGUGUCCUAUGUCACAGCCAUGGACCUCUUUGUGUCUGUCUGCUUCAUCUUUGUCUUCUCUGCUUUGGUGGAGUACGGCACCCUGCAUUAUUUCGUCAGCAACCGGAAGCCAAGCAAGGACAAAGACAAAAAGAAGAAAAACCCUCUUCUUCGGAUGUUUUCCUUCAAGGCCCCUACCAUUGACAUCCGCCCCCGAUCGGCAACCAUUCAAAUGAACAAUGCCACGCACCUGCAGGAGCGAGAUGAGGAAUACGGGUACGAGUGUCUGGAUGGCAAGGACUGCGCUAGCUUUUUCUGCUGUUUUGAAGACUGCCGAACAGGAGCCUGGAGACACGGGAGGAUACACAUCCGGAUCGCCAAAAUGGACUCCUACGCACGCAUCUUCUUCCCCACCGCCUUCUGCCUGUUCAAUCUGGUUUACUGGGUCUCCUACCUUUACCUGUGAAGAGGUCUGGGCGUCACUGAUAAGGGUCUUAGUCACUACAGCUCCUGGAGAGAAGAUGUCCUUUCUAAGUCCACUUACACACUCCUCCCCACGUGGUUUCUAAUGAUCUGAAUCUGUUCCUCUGUUCUGACCUGGUAGAUUGUACUCAUGUCAUAUUGUUUGCGCCCAACUCUCCUGUGGUACGUGUAAUCUGAACUAUAAUGUUCGCUGUGUCUCAAACCUGCAAGGCAAAGUGAAAUUAGAGCAAGAACACUGAAACCAGACAAGAAUUUUCUUCUUCUCAGCUAUAGCAAUUGGAAAUAAAUAAAAGCCAUGGCUAUUUACAUUUACUUAAUUCAAAAUACAAUUAGAUGCAAAAAGUCUAAAACCAUAGCCUAUGUUCAUUUGGGGUCAAGUGGGAGUAAACUGGAUCCUACUAGGAUAUGACACUAGGAUGUGUCCGUCAUUUGAAAAAAAGUCACAACCUGCUUUAAAUAUAAGAGCCUAAACUAGAAAUCUAUUACAUCUCCAUCCCAAGAUAGCAAGAAAGUUUUCCUCCACAUCACAUGUACAAUGAUGUAAAUAUUUCAAUAACAUAGAAUGCUUCAAGUCUAAUGCAUGCAUCUCUUUAGAGCCGAAACAAAUGGAAUAAAGUUAACAUCAUAAUAAAGUAUUGUCUUCUCUGUGUCUCUGGGCUGUAGAAGAAUCAUGAGUGUAAUUAUAAGGGUUUGAGUUUGGAAUGGGAGGGGGAGUUUUCUCUGCUUUCUCCCUCAUGCAUGAAGAUUCAAACGGCUUAUUUUUUUUUCCUUGUCUGACAUAUCAAAACACUUUAUGGGAAACAGAGACUGAAUAACUGACAUUUGCUACCUUAAAAUACGCCCAAUUUCAUAGAGUCUAAAGUAACUGUGUGUGCUUGCUGCUCUUGUUUCUUCCUUUUAGGGUGAUAGGUCAUAAGAGAACUUACUCUCCAUCUCAAGACCUGCUUCUAGUGAUUGUGAGCGCCUUGUGGGCAGAAUCCUCGUCACUCCCUCUUUGGGUCCUCAGCACCUUGCACAGUGCUUGGCAUAUAGUCGGUGCUCAGUAAAUAUGGUGAGAGGUGAAUUGGCUUCAUGCACGCUGGUGACCCUGUCUGAGCUGGUCUGGAACCAGUGGUUCCUCUUUUCACAGAGGCACUAUCCAGUGCUCUCUGAUCUUGUGGAAGUAAACAGAAGGACCCAAAGACCUUUGGCGAUUUUUGUUCAUUAUCAAACACUUAGUUUAGGCAAGGUCCAGGCUCCUUUUAAAACAAUAUUUAAGUCCUAUGUUUAUGUACAGAACCGAGUCUCCUAGAGCAGAAUUAGAGUUUGUGUGUUAUUGUUCCAGGUUUGGAGAUGAGUCAGCUCUCUGACCCAUCCACCACGCCACCUGAGGACACACGACAGGCGUAAGCAGGAUUCGUCCCUGACUGGUGUUCCAAACGUAGUCCUCUGUGCUCUGAGAAAAGAAACAUGUACUGAAGUUUACAUUUUAAGAAAU
This is a messenger RNA of Vicugna pacos (alpaca), 3303 nucleotides long. NCBI's taxonomy places the organism in Eukaryota, Metazoa, Chordata, Mammalia, Artiodactyla, Camelidae. The record is from RefSeq and is a predicted model, not a curated record.